This is a messenger RNA of Ixodes scapularis (black-legged tick), 5341 nucleotides long. It is a transcript of the gene Galphao, whose product is annotated as guanine nucleotide-binding protein G(o) subunit alpha. The record is from RefSeq and is a predicted model, not a curated record. The coding region runs from base 384 to 1448 and encodes 354 amino acids. NCBI's taxonomy places the organism in Eukaryota, Metazoa, Arthropoda, Arachnida, Ixodida, Ixodidae. Gene Ontology annotation, cellular component: heterotrimeric G-protein complex. The transcript has 8 exons. Gene Ontology annotation, biological process: adenylate cyclase-modulating G protein-coupled receptor signaling pathway. Gene Ontology annotation, molecular function: GTPase activity; G protein-coupled receptor binding; GTP binding.
ACAGCUGUGUCGGCCGUGUUGCACACUCUGCCGGCUGCGGAAGGCGGCGUAGGCAGCGUAGGGCCCGAACCGGCAGCGCAUCGCGAACAUGGCGUCCCGCUGACGUCAGGAGCCCGCGCACGCGUUGCCUAGGAGACCGUCAACUGGGUCCGGCGCGUCGAUUGGCGUAGCCCCAGCGAGCGCUCAUUAUCAUACCGCCGCGGAAAGCCGCCUUCCGGGCCGCACGGUGCUCUCGACGUCUGUCCAGCGCGUUCCAGGGCCAGCUCGCCAGCAGCGGCGCGUGUGGAGUGUGUUGCCCGGACGGCGCCCCGAACGGCCCGCGACGCAGGGAGGCUCGGCCGCCGCCCACCGGGGAUCCAGGAGACGCCCGAACAGUGCGAGCCAUGGGCUGUGCCAUGAGCGCCGAAGAGCGGGCGGCGCUCGCCCGCAGCAAGCAGAUCGAGAAGAACCUCAAGGAGGACGGCAUCCAGGCCGCCAAAGACAUCAAGCUCCUGCUGCUCGGUGCGGGAGAAUCGGGCAAGAGCACCAUCGUCAAACAGAUGAAAAUCAUCCACGACAGCGGCUUCACGCAGGAAGACUUCAAGCAGUACAAACCGGUGGUGUACAGCAACACCAUUCAGUCCAUGGUGGCCAUCCUCAGGGCCAUGCCAAAUCUGGGCAUAAGCUUCGGAAACAACGAACGAGAAGCGGACGCCAAGAUGGUCUUCGACGUAGUCGCCCGGAUGGAGGACACGGAGCCCUUCUCGGAGGAGCUGCUCAGUGCAAUGAAGAGGUUAUGGACUGACUCGGGGGUCCAGGAGUGCUUCGGUCGCUCCAACGAGUACCAGCUCAACGAUUCCGCCAAGUAUUUCCUCGAUGACUUAGACCGUUUGGGCAAGAAGGAGUACAUGCCCACGGAACAGGACAUCCUGCGGACAAGAGUCAAAACAACGGGCAUAGUAGAGGUUCACUUUUCCUUUAAAAACUUAAAUUUCAAAUUGUUUGACGUUGGUGGACAGCGGUCAGAACGAAAGAAAUGGAUCCAUUGCUUUGAAGACGUCACUGCCAUAAUUUUCUGUGUAGCCAUGAGCGAAUAUGACCAAGUCCUCCAUGAAGAUGAAACUACUAACCGCAUGCAGGAGUCUCUAAAGCUCUUCGACUCCAUCUGCAACAACAAGUGGUUCACCGACACAUCUAUAAUCCUCUUUCUCAACAAAAAGGACCUCUUUGAGGAGAAAAUCAAGAAAUCUCCACUCACCAUAUGUUUCCCCGAGUACACAGGUGCUCAAGAAUACGGGGAGGCGGCUGCCUACAUCCAGGCGCAAUUUGAGGCCAAGAACAAAUCCACCACCAAAGAGAUCUACUGCCAUAUGACUUGUGCCACGGACACCACCAACAUCCAGUUUGUGUUCGACGCAGUCACAGAUGUCAUCAUCGCCAACAAUCUGCGAGGCUGCGGACUCUACUGAGCCGGGCUCAACGCGGAACGUACGGCGCCACUGCUACAGACACCACUACCAUCGCCCACCCAGCCGAGACACGGCAACCAACGGGGAUCUCUCUCUCUUCAACGGCAGCCUCCUUGCCCCCCUUUUUUCCUCCCUUGGUUGGCCCGCUUCAGUUUCCCCUCACCGAGACGCGGGGAAGCCACGGUCUCCCCCGCAUCUCGGUCCCUUCCCCACCCGACGUGCGCAGCGAGGGGUGCCUCCCUCUCUCGGAGAAAGACACGAGCGAAACAAAGAUUCCAGCACCUCUUCUGCUCACCCGGCAGCCAAGUUGCAUGUCUGUCCUCCUCCCGCGCAUUUUUGGUGAGCACGAGCAGAGACGUGGGCAGCCACUGCCCCCCCGCGUCGCCGGUGGCGUCUGCAAGCGAGGGCGAGAGGACUUCUGUUCCCCACCAGGAACCAAACGGGAAAAACAGCCUCUUCUGCUCACCGGGCAGUCAAGUUGCAUGUUCGUCCUCCAUCGUGUUUUGUGAGACAAUGCCUCCGUUUUGCCGCUUUGUCUCCGCUUCCGUUGCCCCAGCUGGGUGGCAGCCGUGGACACUGAACUUGUGGAUGUGUUCUCCCUUUCGCAGGUUGGGGAGGUAUGCAACCUUUUUCCAUUUCUCCUUCGUUUUCUUAAAACUGUUGCUGUUGGUGGCGUUACUAGGGCGUUUAUUUAUUUGCGUGCAAUUGUCGGAGAGGCCCCUGUGUGGGCUCCUUCCCCCCUCUCCCAACCCGGAGUGUUGCGUGUGUGUCUUCUCAGUUGGGCUCUGUACAACAGACGGGGCCAGGCGGUCGGAUGUCCGUCCCCCGCUGGCACCUUGUCCCCAGAGGGUCCCACCCGGUGGCGACAGCCGCUAACCCUUCCGUUUAAUGCUCCCUUCCCCCAGCCUUGUCUCUGUUCUAUUCCGCUGACUGCAGAGGGGGAUAAAAGAAUAAAUGCAGACUCUACACAUCAAACAACCCACACCUCAAGUCUGAGAAAAAAAAAUAAUGCAAGUGAAGGAUUCAGAGCUCAGCGGAGUCACGGGAGGAGCAAAUGCUAGAGACGUCUCUACAAAAAUGGACUGCCUCGUGUGUUUCUAACUGUACAGCCAUAGUUUCUAAUUCAUCCCAUCCUUCUUUGUUUUUCUAAGAACAAAAUCUGAACCAGGAUCUGUUUUACAUCGCAACACCCGCGCACGUUAAAUCGUGCGGUGCUGUGUUCGAGGAGCAGUCAAGACUGCCCGCAUGCAGGCAAGAGGAAAAACCCUCGAAACAUCUUAAUCCGCGUUAUAUGUACACAUAUAUAUCCAUAUAGUUGCGUAUAUUUAUAUAUAUGUACAUAUAUAAGCGUAUAUGUAUGUAUAUAUAAACACAAAUAUGUGCGAAAAUUGUUUGAGGAGUUCCACACAGACACAAAAUAAAGACAGCAGGAGAGUAGGCAAAGUCAAGAAGCGAGGUGCCGCUUAAAACGAGAGAAGCAACAGACGUUUUUGCCAACGUAGCCUAGUUUGGUAGACCUCUUGCACCGCCGCUAACUGCUCUGCCAACCUGGUUCUUCGUCGAAACGGUGCAAAGACGGUGCGACGGACGAACCCCCAAAGUGAUGUAUUAUAUGAUGCUAGGGCAGGGGAGGGUAAUUUCCCACCCCUUUCCCUUUUGUAAAAGCACGGUUCUUUUCUUCCCCUCCCCCACUGGCCUGUCUGAGCCGGAAACUCCGCAUUGCCGUGGUGAACGGCAACCCAGCGCUCUUCCGGCUGGCACACAUUGGCCGUCUCUCGCAUAGGGAAGAGACGUACGAACAAAGACAUACAAUGACAAAAAAAAAAAAGCAGCAGCAAAGUGAAGUUGUGCAUGUGUGCAUGUUUCUGUGGCGAGACUAGGAGGAUGACUACUCUAACUAGCUGAGAUAGAGGGCGAGAAAGCAUCCUACGUUGCAAUUCUUUGUUCUGCUGUUCUUUGCCCUGUUGUUUUUGCAAGGAAGCUCAGUUCCCUUGAAUUUGUCCCGCCUUGUGAAGGAGACAGACAGAGCAGGUGCGAAAGGGACCACGUCCCAGGUUUAGAGCCCCAAGCCCGGGACGUCCUUCCUUUUGGAAGAUGGCAAGCUAGGAAAGAGGGCGGUAUAUAAAUAUAUACAUAAAUAUAUAUAAUUAUAUGUGUACCGUGUGAGAGUGCAGGAAGCAAAGCCUCUUUGUUUUCAAAAGUGCUUUUGGAAACUCGAGCAUCUGUCCUCUAACCCGGACCCGUCUUCUGUAUCGAGGGAAAAUACGACAGCCCCUGUUCAUUUCACAUCAACCCUCCAUGCGCCUGUUACUUGGCCCCAUUAUUUUUCAUAAGCAGCGACUCGCGUUACCCUCCAGGUGGGAAGGCCUGCGUCUGUGUAGUCAUUCAAAGUUGUUCAAGUUCAAAAAAAAAAAAAAAUGUGAGCCAAUGGGAGCGGUCUGAGCUACAAUGGAACAGUGUAUUCUGCUACCGCAUUGGGGAUUCUUAAUUGCUUUGUCCUCUGCCUGUUGCUCUUCCCUCGCGGUGAUCUCCCUCUUAUGACUCGCAGUUUCAAAAUGCGCUUUCGUUGCACUCUGGCACCCAGAACAAGUGACAAUUUGCUCAGGUACUCCUCCUUCUCUGCCAGCGUCCCCAGUGCUCUGGAACAGGGCCUGGGCAACCGCCACCCGAGAGCAGUAUUUCAACACCUUGCAAAAUUGUGUUUGUCCGUUUUUUUCCUCCUCCAAGAUGGUUCUAGUGUGUGCGGCAAUGUUUCUGCAAGCGUCCCUCAACGAUUCCUUUUGCCUGCGCGACUAGUUCCUCGCCAUUGGUUGUUGCAGUUGAACAGAGGCUUUGUUCUUCGCCGCGUAGGGCCGUCCCUUGUUUGCUUCCGGUCACUCCCGCUGUUUCGGCAGGAGCGUCCAGCCAUGUCCCCUUCCCUUCCCUUCCCUCCCUCCCUCCCUCCCUCCCUCCCUCCCUCCCUCCCUACCCCUCCCCUCCCCUCCGCCCCCCCCCCCCCCCCCCCACCUCGCCAAGUUGAAAUUGUGCGCGCAAGGCAGCGUACCCAACCCGACUGCACCAAAGCUCCUCUGGCUAUGCAAAAGGCCUCCCGGACGACUCUCACGUUGUUCCAGGCCGUUUGCACUCUUCCAAGCUAUGCUGGAAUGAAAGGCCUCCCCCCGAGGAGGCUUUCUUUCGUCGGUCCCCAUAGAGCCAGGUAAAGAGGCCAGAGGGCAACAUAGGUGGCCGUGAUAUGUCUCAGCGCAGCCCAAAACCACGUCGGAGCCGGUGGCGUGCGUUGGCCCCGGCCAUUUUGAAGUGCAGUGCUUUAUCGCUUUGGUUCUUCCACUUUCUCCCUCUGGCACAAGGGACACAUUCCUCGUGUUUGGGUCGGGACGUUUGCAUUUGUCUCACCUGCUGCGGGUUGCUUUUCAAGCUGUCGCUGCGCCUGUUUUAAUUGGCCGGGAAGCCCCGUGCCUGGCCGACACCCGCCUGUUUCCCCCCUGGGUUGAGAUUACAGAGCCCCGCAAAUAACCCCCUCUUUGCAGGGCAUUUGGCCAUUUAUGCUUUUCUGGGACCAUGCACGUUUUGACUGUGAGCCUCCCUUUCCCCCUCUUGGUUCCUGGUUUGUCUGUUGUCCCACUUUCCUCGCCGCAGAAGCCUUGUGUUUGCCCCGUGCUUCUUUUUCUGAGGUGUCAACUUAAGUAUGAGGAGUGAGUUUAGCCAAUGUGACAUGCAGCUCUUGACCUGUUGUUUUUUCUCUAAGGCAGCAAGUGAUCCGAGCAGCUGAAAUAACAACCGAGACAUCCAAACCACCUGCUCUAUAAUGACAACAAAAAGUUUCUCUUUUUUUUUUGUUCUGUAUGCAGUAUCUGCAAUUUUAAUGCCAAUGAAUAAACCUCCUUUGUCGUGUG